CCAGUCUUCGCUCGUCAGGAGGUUAUCAGCGAAGAACCGACAGUCCAGACAGAAGUAGAGGUCGGACGUCGUUCUGUGAGCGGAUCAUUUGUCUGAAGAUGACGGUGAACAUCUACAUCUGCCUGUUUGCUUUUGUUCUGGGCUGUAACGUCACUUCAGCAAUAAUCCAUAAAAUAGUCGAGGAGAAGAACCCUGUCUCUCUGCGUUGUCCUCACUCUGUGGAGGGUAAAGUGACGUGGAGCAGAGAGAGAGAUGGAACUAAAGUUGACAUACUUACAAUUGAUGGUGACAGAGAGAUAAGACACAAUGAUCCAGGCAAACGAUACAGUUCAUUUACAGAUAAAUCACUUUACAUUGGUAGAGUUACUGUCUCAGACACUGGAAGAUACUUCUGUAAUAAUGAACCAGCUGUGGAGCUGACGGUGAUCCCAUCAGGAACAACCAGACUUGAUGCUGCAGAGAGGACCACCAUCACUCUGAAAUGUCCUCCUGAUGUUGGAGGAUCAGAUGUUCCAACAUGGAGCAGAGACGCUGUUGAAAUACAACAACAGAGACGGUUUCAUGUUUCAACUGUGAACAACACGUUGAUAAUAACAGACCUGCAGCCUGCUGACUCUGGACUUUAUUACUGUGAUGGAAAACCUGUUGCGUAUCUGACUGUGAACAAAGAUGAGACAUCUGAGAGAGGGAACAAGACACCAACAACAACUGCAUCAACAAAUACAGAUACUGAUUACCUGUGGCAGAUGUCUGUUCGUACGGUGUUGGGAAUACUUUUUUUAAUCAUCAUGAUCAGCAUCACUGUCAUUAUCUGGAGAAAAGCUCGACAGAUAGAGAAGCGACACACAGAAACCGAAACUGAUCUCUGAUCCUCCAUCAAAGAGAAACAAGAGGUGUCUGGUGGACGUCCUGCACACUUUAACAGUCUCUCUUGUUUUUGGCCUUUUGUUACCUUGGUGGCUAAUUUCUCACAUUGCUUUUCACUCGAGCUUUCAGUACAUUAUUAUAUUUGUUGGAACUUGCGUACAUAUGUCCAAUACCCAUAAAAUGCUGCAUAUGUAACUGUAGUGUUAAAGAACAGGAAAAAAAGCUUAAAAGGCAAUUACACAUAAAGUGUCAUUAAAAGUGGCGUUCCCAUGGUAUCAUGUUGGAUAAAAUCAGUUGAACUGUUGAAGAGAAUCUUUUCAGGACAGAUCAGUCCCACAUGGUGUAGGUAAAAACAGCCUCGGUCUGUUUUCAGUGCAUGCUUGGAAAUAUGCAACAAAACACUUAACAUUCAACCCUUCUUCAUUCUAUGCAGGUAUACUGUCAGACAUACAAAUUGAAUAUGUUAUGAAAAUGCUGAGAUAACGGACUUUUCUAAAUCAGGAUCUGAAUUAAUUUAGACUGCUUUAUAAUCUGGAGACAGAGCCAGUACAGCCAAAACUACCUGACAAUCAGUGUAGUAAAGAAAGUGUAAUGCACAGUGGAACCAGUCAUUCUAGUGCUAAAACACCCCUCUUCCCCAUUUCACAGACUGAAAAAAUGUACGUAAUGUAUUAAAGGGUGCUCUAAUGUUUGCUGCUAACAUUAGCAUCUCUAGCUAACUAGCUCAAAUCUUUUUCUUUUGUAAAUGUGAAACAUGUUGAAAAUAUGCACAAUAAAGCAUAAAUUUAAUCUCUC
Molecule: messenger RNA, 1662 nt
Organism: Dicentrarchus labrax (European seabass)
Lineage: Eukaryota; Metazoa; Chordata; Actinopteri; Moronidae
Exons: 8
Coding region: 99-869 (256 amino acids)
Biological process (GO): response to bacterium
Source: RefSeq, a predicted model, not a curated record